Molecule: messenger RNA, 3591 nt
Organism: Glarea lozoyensis ATCC 20868
Lineage: Eukaryota; Fungi; Ascomycota; Leotiomycetes; Helotiales; Helotiaceae
Exons: 1
Coding region: 1-3591 (1196 amino acids)
Biological process (GO): protein sumoylation
Molecular function (GO): SUMO ligase activity; zinc ion binding
Source: RefSeq, a predicted model, not a curated record
AUGGAUGACGGGAUCACACAACCAAGUCCAGCCUACGCCGCGUCAGACCAAAAGCGUUCGGCCACAAGCGCACAUUCAGAAGUCAGUAUCCCUUUAACGCCGGAUAAUGGGCGAACAGCGCUCCCAUGGCUUUGUACUAACUGUUGCUGUAGCAAUGUCGUGCUCCCCUCACCAGCUCCAAGCGACGAGCCUAACUCGCCGAUUCUCGCCAACUCUCCUAACGCAUAUGGUGAAGCCUCCCGAGAGGGUGAAGUCGCAGGACGGGCACCGGCUGUACCUGUGAGCAUGAAUCGCCUGGGCCAUGACCUAUCCAAUGCCAGCAUCGGAUCUGAUGGGCCAGAUAUUUGUACACGCAGCGUCGGAGCUGGGGUCUCGGGUCUGACCUCUGCUUCAAACGACCCUCAUACUACAAACGAGCGUCUUUCCGCCGCACGGGACAUGCCGUCGACUGUCUCUCCACAACCUCUUGACGCGAGCUCUCUGGGGCACAUCGCACAACCACUACCGCCAGAUACACGUUUGGAAACCUCUCGAGUUCAGCCUCCAAUCCUAUUGCACGAUGAGGUACGAUCACCAAGACAGCCCCCGAGUUCGUCGCUGUCUGGCGCAACGUCCCCAAUGGUGAUUAGUGAUGCAGCUGGGAACCAUCUUCGAGAGCAGCUGCAAGCAUCCGUGGCCAGUUACGACGUACACAUGCCAACGACGUUGCCUCUACCAUCGUCAAUGAUCCAGCAUCCGCAGCAGCAGUCGUAUCCGAGUCCAAUUUCAACCUCAGCGCCACCAAACAAGAGACAGCGGACUUACGUUCCUGUCAUGCCAACAAUGAAACCGAGGAUCCAAAUGAUCGACAAUCAGCUGCGAAAUUUGCACGCCAACCCUGGUUAUGACCAUCAUAAUAUGCUGGAGAUCCCAAGAUACAACUUACUAAAGGAAGCCUGUCUUGGAGAGGAUGCGUUUUACAUAGCUCUCCACCAAGUUUUCUGCGUAUGGGACUUGCCAGAUACCAACCAAAUUGCCACAAUACCAGAUUUUCCAAGCUCGGCCGUGCUUCUCAGGUCAUUCAAAAUUAUGGCCCAACUGAUAAGGGACAACGGUUCAUUGGCAGAAGCUCACAAGAUAUGGUUUGCUGGGUUCCCAAGUCCGCUGCGAAUUUUGUUGAGGAGCUCAGCGCCGUACAGGAAGAUGGUCCAAGAUGUGGGGAAAUUCCUUGCUAAACUCGCAACGGAGUGGGAGAAGCUCCAAGUGGAGUGUAAAGUACGCAAAUACCCACCACUGGUUGACGAAAUGGUUGGUCGGUUAGCGUUGUUGUCGCCGACGCUGCAGCAGGUGGUAUUCACUGCCAUUCGCAGGAAUCUGGGUAUCAUUGAUGAUAGUUGGGGCCAAAGAAUGGAAGAUCUGUUCAAGCGAGACCGCAAAGAACACCAAGCACUUUCAGCGCGGUACAACUCAGGACGGCCACCCACCCAAAGAGAGAUCGACGAGAGAAACAUCGGCUUGGUAAAUGAGUAUCUGGUAGUGUACAAAGCUUUACUACAUGCGCGAAAUCAAACAAAUUCAAACCCGGCAAGUCCUGUGACACGACUUCCAACCCCAAUACUUCCUAGCAAUGCUGCGGCUGCCUCUGUUGCUCAGUCUAAUGUCCAAAGGAAUAAUUCUACAAUUCCUAGAAUUUCUACGCAGAGGCGAACCUCUUCAAUGAUGUCAGGCCAACACCCCGGAGUCGCUCGAGCGCCGACGAUGUCGUCGCCUAGUAUGCCGUCGCCUUUGGCUGUAGGCUUGAACGGUGGCAGUACUGGCCAACAGCCUUAUCGAGGUAACCCAAGCCCUACAGCAAUGCGACCUGCGUCGGCGCAAUCUCCUCAUCACAUGUAUCCAGAUGCUGGGUUUCAAUACUUCCAAGGGGCUAACGGCUCUCCAUACCCAAUCCCCACCCAAAAUUCAGGGCAGCUCAAUAUGGCACAGUCCCCAGUCCAAGGCUUACCUUCCCAGCAUCUUCUACAGCAGAAUCAGUGGCUGCAGCAACACCCUCAGUCGCCUCAAUUGCAGCAGCAUCGACAAAUUCCACAGUUUCAGCAGUCUAUGCCUUUCGCUCAAAACAUGCAGCAACAACCCGUUCAGCUUUAUGGGCAACAUGCCGCAAAUCCACAGUCGAGAAGGAACAGUAGUAUCCCAACUAACUUUCGCCCAAGUGCCAAUUUGAGAAAUGUUGGUCAGCCUCCUACUGGCGGAAACCCUCCGCGCAAUGUGAACACUGCCCACCAGUGGCAAAAUGGUCUCAAUAUUGAAGAAAUUACACGCACUGUGUUGGCCCAUAUGCCUCAAACAGCAAACCAGAAUCAACCUAUCCAGCAACCUGCGCGCCCUCAGAUGCCUAUAGACGGUAGUCGGCCUCUCCUUCCUGACCGCAAUUCUGUGGUACCUCAACACAUCGUGGAUCCCGACAAGACAGCAUUACACCAGGCUCAUCUUCGGAGCCCGAGACUGGUAGUCCAUACUGUUCCUCGUGUGGACAAGCCUCAAAACGAUCCGAACUUUAGGUGUUACCAGGUGGUCAAGUCUCUUGCUUUUGGACCUUCGAAACUCAGGACCGAUGGUCCUCUGACAAAAUUUGACUUUCAGCUAUCAGGAGAGGAUGUCUCGCGUAUCCCUAAAGACACUUUUCUUCCCGAUACGAGUAGAGUAGGGACAAGGAUACUUAAACAUGGCGCCCUUCAAUAUAGGUUUCGUUGUAUUCAGACGAGACCGGAGGUUACUCGUUGUUUAAUGCCCGAUUGGGUUGUGAGUGAAACGAUCUGGCCCCAAAACUCCUUUGUUGCGAUCAAUCGCCAACCACUCGAACUACGAAGGAAGUUUCAUCAUGGAAAAGACCUGCCGAUAGACAUAUCCCAGAAGCUGCUAUCAUCCAACCUCCACUCUUCGUACCAGAUCAGUGUCUCUAUUCCCAAAUGGCGCAGCCCGGACCUUGCUGCCUAUUUAUGUGCUGUGGAAGUGAUAGAGUUACUUCAACAUAGACAGAUACUCGACAUGAUCCGGCAUCAACGAAUUCCAGCAGAGAGCACACUUGAAUCAAUCAAAAAGGUUCUUUCACCGACCGGAAAUGAUGACGACGAUAUCGCGAUGGUGGUCAGUGAUCUUUCCCUAGACCUCACCGAUCCAUUUACUGCCAAAAUCUUUGAGACACCAGUUAGGAGUAAGCAGUGUCUCCAUAGAGAGUGUUUUGACCUCGAGACAUUCCUUCAAACCCGGAACAGCAAACCGAAGAGACCGCAACAACCUUGUAUGCCGGAUGUAUGGAAAUGCCCCUUGUGCGGGAAGGAUUCGCGCCCUUAUGAAUUGCAAAUCGAUGGUUUCCUGGUAGAAGUUAGAACAGAACUUGCAAGCAAAAAUGAUCUUGACGUGAAGGCUAUUCUCAUCGCACCAGAUGGAACGUGGAGACCAAAACGAGAAUCUUCCUCAAAACGCAAGGCAACACGAGAUCCUUACGAUGACGAAUCUUCGGAGGAUGACGAUUUUGUUACUCCUGUCAGUGGAUCUACUGCCAAGGCGCCUGCGUCUAGAGUCAUUGAGAUUAUUGACCUUGAUGAUGAUUAA